Messenger RNA from Paramuricea clavata, 6735 nucleotides. The record is from the annotation of a GenBank genome assembly. Lineage: Eukaryota; Metazoa; Cnidaria; Anthozoa; Malacalcyonacea; Plexauridae.
AUGAGUAUAUUUGACGUUAUUCGCAAGAUAUUUCCCAGUUCCGAUUCAUCAAGUACAGAUCGCUUUCAUCAUCAUGGACAUAGUAAAGAAGUAGCCAGGGAAUUUGUAGAAGAUGAGUGUUCACAUCCAGUAGAAUACAAUCCACAUUCCAACGUCUAUGCUGGCAGACGACGAACUGCUAAUGUCACAAGUAGGCGUUCUUCUAAUAUCACUUCAAUCGCAAUACGGUCAUCGAGUAAAUCAUAUACACAACCAGACUUAAAAAGCCAAAGGGAGAAUACACGCAAAGGAUUUAAAGAUAUCUUCUCUUUGUCAGAAAACGCAAGGUGUUCAACAGAGUGUGUUAAGACAAGUAACACUUCAACAAAUGUUUCAUUACUUCCACGUUCAACGGCUUCAACCGAAUCUCAUCAAGUCUAUUGCUAUGAUCAGAGUAAAAAUUUCAACGAUGAUAGUGUCAGUGUACAAACACAUCGGCAAAAUCCAAGACCAAAUCAUUCCAAGCCUACUUCAGCGGAGUACAGCACUACACGUGUUGAUUAUAGGGAGAUUCAUAAAAAAGCAUCAGACAUCAAAAUUUUGCAAAGCACACUGAAAACAAAGUCUUUUGAUUUGGAUGGAAGCUGCCAAUCAAGAUACCCGACAGUAACUUCAGAACAAGCUAAAGAAAGCAACACUACAAUAAAGCCAGGUCGUGGUAAAUGUUUGCCACCUCCUUCAGUUGCGUUGCACAAUCCAGUUGGCACUACAAUCUCCUGUCUUAAAAGUAAGUCCUAGCUACAAGAUACCCGCCAUUUCACAUCACAAAUUUAUCAAGCUGUACUGUAGUGUAGACCUUUCUUAUAAUGGCGUCAAACGCGGAAAAACGAUGCCCCAAGGGACAAUUUGUAGCGACAAUUCGCAAUGCAAAUGAUGUUUUUAUUAAAUUUACUGGCUCGCCAACGACUUGAUUGCACUGUGGGACCUCGCGCAAAAAUUAGUUUUCCACGUUUGACAUCAUUAUAAGAAAGGUCUAUUAAAGUGGUAGUCAAGUCCGUUUUGCGCAUGUAUUGACAUUCGAUACACAAACACCUAUUUUAUUUCUAUUUAGCAAAUAGUUAUAUCUUUACCAGAAAGAAAUCAUGUAUAUUUUGAAUAAGUACAUGACAACUUAUACAUUUUGUAUCUUAUAAGCACGAUAACACCUUCAAAUUGUAAAGUGUGUCGUCAUUUACUUCGUUCAACCGCCAAGGUUGCUCGAAAUUUGGACAAAUUUUGUACCAAGACUAGCUGAGGCUGCUGGUGCCCUUCAAAAUCUGCCCUUUGGAGCUAACUUUUCUCUUCAGCAGCUAAAUUUUCUUUUCAGCAGCUCAAUUUUAUCGUUCGUGAUCAACACAGAUCGGAAUAUUAAUUGAAUUAUCUAUUGUUUAAACCGCAGUAAUCAAUAUGUAAAUAAAACACACUGAGCAGAACGGACUUGAGAACUUGACUGCCACUUUAAACUUUAAAGCGGUACAUAUACUCUGAUCUCUAGUCCAGCAUUACAUGACUUACAUCCAAUCCUAAAAAAAAUCUAAACAUUUUGCCGAUUAAAACUCGACCUAGUAGACCUUAGAACUGCUUACGUCACGCAAUUCUUUAUAAUAGAGAGAACUUCUGGAAUGCACAGUGCAUUGUGGGGGUGGGGGGGGGGGGCAUUGUGGGAUACUUUUUGGUCAAUAAUUCAUUGUUUGAAAAUUACGUGACGUAAGCACUUCUAAGGUCCAUUUUACCAUCUGGGUUCUCGGAGACUGCAUACCUCUGCUACUUUAUGUAUCAUGCUAAAUUAUGCUAAUUGCGCAUUCAGUUUACUCUGCCCAGCAAGGUAAGACAAACUUUUGCUAAUUUCUCAUCCAAUUUUCAACCAAAUUUAAUCACAAUUUACUCAAUUGGUCCUUGGGCAAUGUCCAUUAGUUCCCCAAAUUUUCGUAUCAAUAUGUUUGAUAGUUUUUGAGUUAUCGUGCUGACAGACAAAUUCACACAAACAACUCGUGCAAACGCAUUUUUUGACCUCCUUUGCAUUAGAGGUGUGCAAAUCCGAUCCGAUCGGAUUCGUUCGGAUUUCGGAUCGGAAUUCGAUAUUCGAAAUAAAGUGAAUUAAUUAUCCACGCAUUAUUGCAAGAAUUAAUUAUUCAUGCAUUUAUCAAAGCAUUAUCGCGGUUGUCGCUGCAUUUUUCGUUUGAUACUUCAAUUGGACGUCACUUUGUCAGCUUCUUGACAUGUAUUCCUUGUUUUUAUAUUUAUUUGGUUAAACAUUUCAACUUGAAUGAGAAAUUUAUUUUGUUAAUUUAAAGGAUUCUUCGGAUCGGAUCGAAUUGAAAUUCUUUAUCACAACUCGGAUUCGGAUUAGACAAUUUCGGAUCGGAUCGGAUUUUAAACAUUAGCCAAUUGUCGGAUUAUAAACGUCCAAUCCGAUCCGAUGCACACGUCUACUUAGCAUUAGCAUGCGAAACUCGAGGUACGAAGGAAUCAUUUUUAUUUUUUAACUAUACCUGGUUUGCGUGGAUUUAUUUUAUGCUUGUCCCAGGCCUUUUGCUUACAGUCAAAAUAUACCACUUUUGCGCAUGCCCAUUCCAAACGGCUGUGUAAAAAAUCAAAAACGCUAUAUCCUUGAUAUGUUUAUUAUUACUCGGUAACUGUGUGCAGUUUGACUCGACUAACAGCAUAUGAUUGUUUUUCAAAAUCAUUAUUUAGCUCCCAUGACUAAAAUGACUCUGAAAUGGCCGAAUCCUGCUAAGUGCCUUGAUUAUCAACAAAUGGUUAAUACCUCGUGCAUGUUAAAACUGAAUUUUAACCUUUUAAAUUAAUGGCUUUAGCCAAAUUUUGUUGGUACCAAAGUUUCCGUGGGGCAUCACACCGAUCUAGUGGCGUGGGGCCCUUUUCGUUCUGACGGGCCCCCCUCGCCAAAAAUUGCGCUACUGGUUGCUGAAUUGUAAAUGAACUGUUUGGAUUCAUUACACUGACCUGUAAGGCCAAGUGUCUUAAAUCCCUAACGCCCGUAUUCUAAACGCUCACUCACACUCAAUGAGUGGAAGCCGUUCAAUCUAAGCUUCUCUCGACUGUCAUUGCUGUUUUCGAGUAGCUGGAGGGCUAGUAGCCUAGUGUUAUACCUUACUAUGUGACCACUCACGCUCCAGCUUCAAAAACAGCAUUGACACUCAAGAGAAGCUCAGAUUGAACCUCCACUCAUUGAGUGUGAGUGAGCUUUUAGAAUACAGUCGUAAUUCUCUAAUUUUCUGUGUUUUUCGUCAUCGAGAAAUCGAGUUUGCGUUAGCGCAUCGCAGGCUCAGUUUCCAGUGUUCCAGUUUACUAUACAGAUCAGUUUUCAAGAUGGCGGCCAUUCAAUGAGUGACUGCUAUUCACUGCCAUUUCAGUCUCAAACAAUUUCUUAAUUUGUCAACGAAUUUUACCGCGUUUUUCUCUGGAUUUUGUAUUUAUCCUACUCUACACUUUCUUGGAAGUUGACUUGGUAUGUUUUGUUCGUGCAACGUCUCUGGAAAUGCGAUAUCUGGAUCGCUGAGUUUAUUGAAUAUCGUUUAUCGAAUUUUAUACGUUACGGUCUUACGGACUUACGGAAUGUAAAGAAUGUUGUCUGCGUUAGCGCAUCGCAUGCUCAGAGACCAUGUGCAUUUAUGGAUAACGUUUGUAUUUGUGGGUAAUACUUGUGUAACUUGUGUGACGUUGGACAUUUAAUACGAAAACAUCUCCUCAGGAUAACUUAGGAUAAUUUUGCGUAUCCCACCCACUCAUGUAUCGAUCACGCCACGCUUUCAGCCCCCCCCCCCCGCUUUGCGUUUGCGGUUCACGAUUUGUAUUCCUUGUCUAUUACACCAUAGCGCGUAUGUCGUCAUUUUCAGGAACAUGUAAGACAGCCACCAGUGUUGCCUUUUUGGUCAGAUAUUUUAGAUAGUGAAAACGAUCUCAACCUGUGAGAGAAAAUGAACAUCCAUUUUACUAUAUUACAUUUCGCAGAUACUUAUCCUGAAAAAAAACACAUUGCACUAACACCAAACAGUCAUGGUGUAACAAAGUCAAAAGUCGCAUGAACAUGUUAAACCGUGUUGCCGUAAUUUGGCUUCAAAUGGCCUAAAUUGGCUUGUGCUGAUUGGCUGAUUAAACUAGCAGCCAAUCAGUGAAUAAAAACCUGGCACGGCGAGGUCUUGGAAACGGAAUAUCUGACAUUAACGCGGAUGCCGCUGAUAGAAUAGUUUCAGGGAAACAUCUUUUACUAUUCUUCCACCACAUUGUCAAUUAUAAUCUACAGUCAAAGAUCGUACAAAUGCGACAACAGUUAACAAUCCACCUAAUGUGCAAACCAAACACCAUACGUAUCCAAUGCAAUGAAAGCAGAACCAAUGCCAUUUCAGUCUAUUUUAUCACAUAAUGUUUUCUCUCUUGCAGAUUCCUUCACAGAAUCAAACUUACAAAGACUAAACCACUCCAGUGAAACUGCAAAAUUCCUCUACCCCCGGAUUACAACCGUUCCUGCAGUAUUGGUACCUUAUAAACAGAGUGCAUCAGGGGAAUCAGAUGAUGAUAUAGUUAUAAAACCACAAUAUUCGUUACGGAAUUUCACCACCAAACUGCAAACGAAAGACGAAAGCUUUAAACCAGGGAAUGAUGUCAUAUAUCAUAAUCAAUGGACUGAAUGCACCGCUCGGAUCUUUGAUGAGUUCGACAACAUUGUCCGUACACAAAAGACGGUGGAAGUAAGCAGCAAUUCGUGGCACGUAGAGAUACAAAAAAAUAACACCAAACUCAAAAAAGGUCGUCUUCACUUCAGCAUGAAAUGCAGUGCAACAGGAAACAUUUCGAUAUUAAUAACGAUCAAUAAUUUUGCACUAACCAAAGAAUUCUACGUGACAUUCAAUCCUUGCUCGAGUUCUUUGUCAGAUAUGACAAUCGAGAAAAUCAAUCCGGCAGAAGACGAGUUUGUAUUUCGAGUCUUCAUUUUUGAUGUUUUUGGUGAGCCAGUACCUUUAAACUCAACUGCAAAUUACGAAGUUGAUGCAAGUUUCCGAUCUUUUGAAAAUAAAGUCGUACGUGAAGAAAAACAUAUUGAACAGGAACAAAUUUGUUAUGAUAUAACAGUGAGAGGAGACAGACCUUGGUCUCGAGAUCUUGUUGUACUUCUUAAUGGUAAUGGAGAACAAGUUAGUCAUGUACGAGAAUUGGAAUUUACAGAUAGAAUGCGACGCUAUAAAUGAUCUUGAGGACGAAGAUUAUGAAUAUAUUCAGAAAUUUUUUGACGAAGGCGAUUGCGGGAUAUUUAUACCUUUAACAACAGGCGAAGAUGACGGAAAGUUUGUAACAUAUGAUGAAAAUGACUGCGAGUUACAGUCACAGAAUAAAAACCACAAACUUAUUUGUAAGAAUGUAAGGAAAUACGAUAUAUUGGGUGCAGACUUUGCACAUGUCGACAAUAUGAAAAGAGUUCUUGAACUUAAAGGUCGUAUUGAAGUCCAAGAAGCUGAGGGCUGUGCCAUCAUUGAUCUCAGAAAUAUUAAGUCUCACCUUUACCCAAUUCGUAAAGAAGUUGUUCAACAUCUUCUUCGUGGCUUAUAUUACCGAAAGAAAGCUUCAGAAGCGGCCAGAAUUAGGAAGGAAUGGAAAAAUAGGCUUAUCAGUAUUGAUGAAGUAUUAUGGUUAGACAAGAAGACACCGAGCUUUAUGUUUUGCAAGUAUUUCAAAGAUUUCUUUGGCGAUUUAUUAAACAAAUACAAUCGUGAAGCUUGCGAAGAACUGUUCAAGUUUUUCAAUUUUCUACGAGAUGAAAGCGAGGUAGAUCUUCAUGGUUUGCUUGUUGCAGAUGAGAAGAAGUUGGAGUUGCUGAGAUUGAAUUUGUUGAUUGGCUCUUUAAGUCAAGAACAAAUCAAGAAAAUCUUGAAAAUAUGCAAAAUAAAGAGUAAACAAAAUCGAGAGAGACAGACGUUUAAGAAGAAAUUUCGAAGAGGGAAAGUGCCUGAAGACGUAGUUAAAGACGUUAUAGAAGGUGGUCGCAAUGAACCGUUAUCCGACGAAUUGGAACGCAAGUGCUCCGAUGAAGACUGUAGUUUAUGGUUCCAGAACGACCCUGACGAUUACGGUAGCCGGUAUUACGACACCGAUUUGGAGCCGUUGAGAAGCAGUGAACGUAGUGAGUGUCUCCAGAAAGACACAGAGUCGUCCACACGCUGCAAUGUCCGCAGUGAAGAUGUGGAUGCUAUCAUCAGAAGGUGCAGACUGGAGAGUGAUGAAGCUAUCCGGAAAUUGAAAGAAAAAUUGGAUAAAUUUAAUCUUCAAGACGCAAUCAAGAAUAACACACCAUGGCUGGAGAUCAUAGUUGGAGCUGGUCGUCACAGUAGAAAGAAUGAACAAAAUAUCCGACCAAAAGUUGAGAAACUUCUCAAAGAAAGAAAUCUUCAAUGUACUGCUGUGAACAAAGGAUCACUUGUAGUCACAUUUCAAACCUACAGUGGUCCUGAGCCUUGUUUUGGAGAAUAUUAUUGUGAGAAAUGCGACCGAUGUUGGAAAAGCAGUAAAAGUUAUGUCGGAAAGUAUCAGAAAUGUGCUCGCUGCAAAGUCAAUUGUUGGCCAGUCAAACAACGGGAAAAAGAGAAAGUCGUAAAUUACCAUCGUGAUAGUGCUGGGCCUGUGAAACGUCAAUCUAAACCUCAUCAAUCAAGUCUUUGUCAGAAAUGUCAGGAAUUAAGACGUCCUUGCAACGAUUCUUAUUAA